AUGUAUACAGAAGAAAUUAAAAGUACCAAAAGUAUUUAUUUUCUUAGUUGCUCUUUUUGGAAAUACAUUUGUAGGAAAGACUCAUUUAUUUACUAAGUCAUUAAAUAGAAUAUAAUUUUAGACUUGAUUGGGAAAGGUUGCCGAAGGUGAUCCAUUCAAAUAUAGGAGUAGAAUUUGGAAAAAAGAAUGUUAAUUCUAAAAUAACUAAAUAAUCAAUUUAAAGUUUUGGGAUACUUACUGUAGGAUAAGAAAGAUACAAAUAAAUAAGUUUGAAGUAUUCUUAUUUAUUAUAGCAAUUAGUCAUAUUAAAAAAGGAUAAGGGAUUUAUUUAGUUUAUGGUUAUUACAUGAAAGGAGACCUUUAAUAAUUUAAAAUUUUAGAUAAAUGAUGUAAGAUAAUGAACAUUCCUAAUUUUUGUUAUAAAGUUUAUUGGUAAUAAAUUUGAAAAGGUGGCUAAUGAUGAUAAACUAAAAGAUGUCUCAAUAGAAUAAGCAUAAAAAUUUGCUGAAAUUCAUAAAUUGA
This is a messenger RNA of Paramecium pentaurelia, 522 nucleotides long. The record is from the annotation of a GenBank genome assembly. Lineage: Eukaryota; Ciliophora; Oligohymenophorea; Peniculida; Parameciidae.